Messenger RNA from Lutra lutra (Eurasian river otter), 587 nucleotides. RefSeq names its product guanylate cyclase activator 2A (gene GUCA2A). The transcript has 3 exons. NCBI's taxonomy places the organism in Eukaryota, Metazoa, Chordata, Mammalia, Carnivora, Mustelidae. Gene Ontology annotation, cellular component: extracellular region. The coding region runs from base 71 to 397 and encodes 108 amino acids. Gene Ontology annotation, molecular function: guanylate cyclase activator activity. The record is from RefSeq and is a predicted model, not a curated record.
UCGUUAAAAGUCCCAUUGUUUCCCUCGGGCAUCCAGAGCCAACCACUCCUCCCUCUUGGCGGCUGCUGUCAUGGACACCUUCCUUCUCUCUGCACUGUGCCUCCUUGGGACCUGGGCUGUCCUGGCAGGGGGAGUCACCGUGCAGGAUGGAAAGUUCUCUUUUCCUCUGGAGUCAGUGAAGAAGCUCAAAGACCUCCAGGAGCUCCAGGAUCCCCGCACCAGGAAGAGUGGUGGGCCCGCGGUUCCCCAAGUCUGCAGCCACCAGAAGUUUCCAGAAGAACUCAAACCCCUCUGCAAGGAAACCAAUGCCCGGGAGAUCCUCCAUAGGCUGGAGGCCAUUGCAGAGGACCCGAGGUCGUGUGAGAUCUGUGCCUUCGCAGCCUGUGCGGGGUGCUAGGACAGCUCGCGGCCCCCUGGCCCUCCCCCGCAGGAUGCUCUGCUCCUGCAGCAGCAGCAGCCUUCAGGGGAAGAGUGAAGAGUGGGUGGCCUGGGGCGGCCUGGGAAGGCCGAGCCCCUGACCCAUCCCAGUUGCCGGUGCUUUCCAAGAUCCACUGCAACCCUCCGCUAAUAAACCAGUUCCCAGAGUC